AAGUAAGCUACAAGCAUUCAAAGCUUAAAGAAUCAAUCACUGUGAUUUAUAAUAUAUGAGAAAAAAGAAUGUAUAAUACUUACGUUCGUAUACUUUUGAUAUGAACGAAAUAUCAAUCUAACGUACAGAUCAUUUUGCAUAUAAAUUUAAUUUAGUAGACGUAUAUUUCCUUUCAAAGACUCGUUCUAAGAAAUGAAAACGGAAGCGAGAUUGCUUCGUUUGUGCUUCCACGACAAAGAGCAAACAUACGAAUUACGACAUAUCGUUGAUCAUGUUUUUCAACAUUUACCUUAUCGAUGAUCAUUGAGUAAUGUUAAUAGUAUUACGUAUAUGUAUAUGUAUGUGUGUGUGUGUGUGUCUGUUCUCUCUACUCCCCCUCUGUGAUUUUUUUUAUGAUACAUAUCUCCAUUAACGGAACACGAAAGGCGAAGUUCCGAUCGAUCCAUUUUUCAACUAACUUGCGAAAUUUUGCUCCGAGCGAGGAGACAUUUCAUGUAGUUACAUAACUUUCAUUAUACUUCGAGCAUAUAAGUCGAUUUUAACGAUUUGGCAAGAGAUCUCGAAUUCGUUACGUGUUCGAAAAGAAAAAAAAAGAUCAAAACAAAAUGAACAAUCAAGAAAAUUAGAUCAUAUAGUAAUAUACAUUAAUCAUUUGAUAACGAUUAAAGUAUUUCGAUCGUGAACUUCAUAUCAAUUUUUUCUUGAAUUUCUUUUUACAGGUAUGGCCAAUGUGAUGCCAUGGCUUCUCUCGAUGUCUCUUCUUGGUUUUCAACAAUUCGCAGCUCAUCCUGGCAUUGCACCGAUUUCACGAGAACUCGAAGCACCGAUUUUUCCCCUUCAUGACUCGUCAGCAGGUAAUCCGGUAUCGCAAGAAAAAUUAUCAACUCCAACUUCGUGUGAUUCUUAUGGGAAUUCGUUGGAAAAUAAAUUAACAGGGACAACUGAAAAAAACAAUAUUCUUUAUGGUUCUAUACCAAUUACGCCAGGUCGAUUUUUCCAAUCAAAUAAUCACGAUUACUCGAGAACCAUAGGCGAUGUCCUUAAGAACAAUGCCCAUUCGAUAAAUCAACUUGAAUUUCAUGAAUUUAAUUAUGAUCUCAAUCACGAGUCAGUUGAAGACGAGUACGUUGGACCAGCGAUGAGUUUGGUUUACGCUUGGUCGACCGUAGACUUUGAGUUCGAUAAUAUCGAAGAACGAGAUCAAGCUAUAUUUGAUGGUAAUUACAUAGCUGAAAAUAAUUUACCAUUAGGAUUAGAAGUAUAUCAAAACAAAGUCUUCGUUACUCUUCCAAAAUGGAAGGAAGGAAUACCAGUAACAUUGGCAACUGUUCCAAGAUAUUCCAAAACAAAGAGUCCAAAAUUGAAGCCAUAUCCUGAUUGGGAUUGGAAUAUGUUUGAUAAAUGCGAUGGUCUUACGUCAGUGUUUAGGAUACAAGUAGACGAAUGUGAUCGUCUUUGGGUUUUGGAUUCUGGAGUGACAAAUAUCGCGAAAAAACCAACGCAAAGUUGCCCACCGGUACUCUACAUUUUCGAUCUUCGAACUGAUAAAUUGAUCAAGAAAUAUACUUUACCACAGGAACAAGUAAAACAGGAUUCUUUGUUCACGAAUAUAGUGGUUGAUGUAAGAGAUGGAGAUUGUGGUGGCGCAAUGGCAUAUCUUUCAGAUGUCUGGAGAUUCGGUAUAAUCGUUUAUGACUUCUACAAGGAUUCAUCCUUCAGAUUCGAACAUCAUUUCUUCUUUCCCGAUCCUUUGGCUGCGAAAUACGAACUCCAUGGUAUAAAAUUCCAAUGGACUGAUGGAAUCUUCGGUAUUGCAUUAAGUCCUAUCGAUAUUCACAACGAUAGGACCCUGUUCUUUCAUCCCAUGUCGAGUUUCAGAGAAUUCGCAGUCUCCACGUCUGUCCUUCGAGACAAGAGAAUGGUCGAUCAUAAUACCGAUAAAUUUAUACCGAUUGGAAGACCAAGAGCCAAGGAUUAUGGUCAUUCGUCUGGUUCCGUUGUCGACAGAAACGGUGUAAUGUUCUUCAACAUGGUUACUCGUGACUCAGUAUGGUGUUGGGAUACGAGAAAGGAAUAUAUACCUGAGAAUUUAGGUGUAAUAGGUACUAGUAACAUCUCAUUAGUCUUUCCUAAUGACAUUAAAGUCGAUCAUGAGGAAGAGCAAAACGUUUGGAUGAUCUCCAAUAGGUUACCAAUGUAUCUCUAUGAAAAUUUAGAUAGCAGUAAGAUCAAUUUUAGAAUCUUCAAGGCACACGUUAAGGAUGCUGUUAAAGACACUAUUUGUGAUCCUGAUCACGUGGUACCUGAUUAUGGUCAGGGUUAUGAUGAAACUUGUUGAAUGUUGUAAGAAAUUCACUUGAAGUUUUGAAUAGUUAAAAUAAAACGAUCGAACAAAUUUAGCUUAUGUACAAUAAUUAUUAAGAUGAUGAAAAUAUUUUAUUAACAAA
Messenger RNA from Vespa crabro (European hornet), 2447 nucleotides. RefSeq names its product protein yellow-like. The record is from RefSeq and is a predicted model, not a curated record. NCBI's taxonomy places the organism in Eukaryota, Metazoa, Arthropoda, Insecta, Hymenoptera, Vespidae. Gene Ontology annotation, cellular component: extracellular region. The transcript has 4 exons. The coding region runs from base 722 to 2338 and encodes 538 amino acids.